CGCGCGCGUGAGGGGCGGGGCCGGCCGAAGGCUGGCUGUAGGCAGGCGGCUGAGCCGGCGGCGGGUGGCCUGCCCAGCGUGUGCCGGGUGGGAGAAGGCGAGGCGGCAGCGAUGCUGUCUCUUCCGUGAGGAGCGCAGAGGAGGUCGCGGCGCCGGAGGCCCCAGAAGGCUCGAAGGCGCCGCGGGCUGGGGUCGGUGGCUUAGGGAGCCCGCCCGGCCAUGGUGGCCGCGGGUGGUGGUUGGCGCGGCUGCGCUGCGGCCCGGGGCAGUGCGGAGCCGGGACAGUCGCGGCGCUGACGCCCGCGGGCCCCAGCUGCAGAUAUGAAGCGGAGCCGCUGCCGCGACCGACUGCAGCCGCCGCCGCCCGACCGCCCGGAGGAUGGAGUUCAGCGGGCAGCGGAGCUGCCCCAGUCUUUGCCGCCGCGCCGGCGAGCGCCGCCCGGGAGGCAGUGGCUGGAGGAGCGGACGGGCCCCGCGGGGCCCGAGGGCAAGGAGCAGGAUGUAGUAACUGGAGUUAGUCCCCUGCUCUUCAGGAAACUCAGUAAUCCUGACAUAUUUUCAUCCACUGGAAAAGUUAAACUUCAGCGACAACUGAGUCAGGAUGAUUGUAAGUUAUGGAGAGGAAACCUGGCCAGCUCUCUAUCGGGUAAGCAGCUGCUCCCUUUGUCCAGCAGUGUACAUAGCAGUGUGGGACAGGUGACUUGGCAGUCGUCAGGAGAAGCAUCAAACCUGGUUCGAAUGAGAAACCAGUCCCUUGGACAGUCUGCACCUUCUCUUACUGCUGGCCUGAAGGAGUUGAGCCUUCCAAGAAGAGGCAGCUUUUGUCGGACAAGUAACCGCAAGAGCUUGAUUGUGACCUCUAGCACAUCACCUACACUACCACGGCCACACUCACCACUCCAUGGCCACACAGGUAACAGUCCUUUGGACAGCCCCCGGAAUUUCUCUCCAAAUGCACCUGCUCACUUUUCUUUUGUUCCUGCCCGUAGCCAUAGCCACAGAGCUGACAGGACUGAUGGGCGGCGCUGGUCUUUGGCCUCUUUGCCGUCUUCAGGAUAUGGAACUAACACUCCUAGCUCCACUGUCUCAUCAUCAUGCUCCUCACAGGAAAAGCUGCAUCAGUUGCCUUUCCAGCCUACAGCUGAUGAGCUGCACUUUUUGACGAAGCAUUUCAGCACAGAGAGUGUACCAGAUGAGGAAGGACGGCAGUCCCCAGCCAUGCGGCCUCGCUCCCGGAGCCUCAGUCCUGGACGAUCCCCAGUUUCCUUUGACAGUGAAAUAAUAAUGAUGAAUCAUGUGUACAAAGAAAGAUUCCCAAAGGCCACCGCACAAAUGGAAGAGCGACUAGCAGAGUUUAUUUCCUCCAACACUCCAGACAGCGUGCUGCCCUUGGCAGAUGGAGCCCUGAGCUUUAUUCAUCAUCAGGUGAUUGAGAUGGCCCGAGACUGCCUGGAUAAAUCUCGGAGUGGCCUCAUUACAUCACAGUACUUCUACGAACUUCAAGAGAAUUUGGAGAAACUUUUACAAGAUGCUCAUGAGCGCUCAGAGAGCUCAGAAGUGGCUUUUGUGAUGCAGCUGGUGAAAAAGCUGAUGAUUAUCAUUGCCCGCCCAGCACGUCUCCUGGAAUGCCUGGAGUUUGACCCUGAAGAGUUCUACCACCUUUUAGAAGCAGCUGAGGGCCACGCCAAAGAGGGACAAGGGAUUAAAUGUGACAUUCCCCGCUACAUCGUUAGCCAGCUGGGCCUCACCCGGGAUCCCCUAGAAGAAAUGGCCCAGUUGAGCAGCUGUGACAGUCCUGACACUCCAGAGACAGAUGAUUCUAUUGAGGGCCAUGGGGCAUCUCUGCCAUCUAAAAAGACACCCUCUGAAGAAGACUUCGAGACCAUUAAGCUCAUCAGCAAUGGCGCCUAUGGGGCUGUAUUUCUGGUGCGGCACAAGUCCACCCGGCAGCGCUUUGCCAUGAAGAAGAUCAACAAGCAGAACCUGAUCCUACGGAACCAGAUCCAGCAGGCCUUCGUGGAGCGUGACAUACUGACUUUCGCUGAGAACCCCUUUGUGGUCAGCAUGUUCUGCUCCUUUGAUACCAAGCGCCACUUGUGCAUGGUGAUGGAGUACGUUGAAGGGGGAGACUGUGCCACUCUGCUGAAGAAUAUUGGGGCCCUGCCUGUGGACAUGGUGCGUCUAUACUUUGCGGAAACUGUGCUGGCCCUGGAGUACUUACACAACUAUGGCAUCGUGCACCGUGACCUCAAGCCUGACAACCUCCUAAUUACAUCCAUGGGGCACAUCAAGCUCACGGACUUUGGACUGUCCAAAAUUGGCCUCAUGAGUCUGACAACGAACUUGUAUGAGGGUCAUAUUGAAAAGGAUGCCCGGGAAUUCCUGGACAAGCAGGUAUGCGGGACCCCAGAAUACAUUGCGCCUGAGGUGAUCCUGCGCCAGGGCUAUGGGAAGCCAGUGGACUGGUGGGCCAUGGGCAUUAUCCUGUAUGAGUUCCUGGUGGGCUGCGUCCCUUUUUUUGGAGAUACUCCGGAGGAGCUCUUUGGGCAGGUGAUCAGUGAUGAGAUUGUGUGGCCUGAGGGUGAUGAUGCACUGCCCCCAGACGCCCAGGACCUCACCUCCAAACUGCUCCACCAGAACCCUCUGGAGAGACUUGGCACAGGCAGUGCCUAUGAGGUGAAGCAGCACCCAUUCUUUACUGGUCUGGACUGGACAGGACUUCUCCGCCAGAAGGCUGAAUUUAUUCCUCAGUUGGAGUCAGAGGACGAUACUAGCUAUUUUGACACCCGCUCAGAGCGAUACCACCACAUGGACUCGGAGGAUGAGGAAGAAGUGAGUGAGGAUGGCUGCCUUGAGAUCCGCCAGUUCUCUUCCUGCUCUCCAAGGUUCAGCAAGGUGUACAGCAGCAUGGAGCGGCUCUCACUGCUCGAGGAGCGCCGGACACCACCCCCGACCAAGCGCAGCCUGAGUGAGGAGAAGGAGGACCGUUCAGAUGGCCUGGCAGGGCUCAAAGGCCGAGACCGGAGCUGGGUGAUUGGCUCCCCUGAGAUAUUACGGAAGCGGCUGUCGGUAUCUGAGUCGUCCCACACAGAGAGUGACUCAAGCCCUCCAAUGACAGUGCGACGCCGCUGCUCGGGCCUCCUGGAUGCGCCUCGGUUCCCGGAGGGCCCUGAGGAGGCCAGCAGCACCCUCAGGAGGCAACCACAGGAGGGUAUAUGGGUCCUGACACCCCCGUCUGGAGAGGGGGUAUCUGGGCCUGUCACUGAACACUCAGGGGAGCAGCGGCCGAAGCUGGAUGAGGAAGCUGUUGGCCGGAGCAGUGGUUCCAGUCCAGCUAUGGAGACCCGAGGCCGUGGGACCUCACAGCUGGCUGAGGGAGCCACAGCCAAGGCCAUCAGUGACCUGGCUGUGCGUAGGGCCCGCCACCGGCUGCUCUCUGGGGACUCAACAGAGAAGCGCACUGCUCGCCCUGUCAACAAAGUGAUCAAGUCCGCCUCAGCCACAGCCCUCUCACUCCUCAUUCCUUCAGAACACCACACCUGCUCCCCGUUGGCCAGCCCCAUGUCCCCACAUUCUCAGUCGUCCAACCCAUCAUCCCGGGACUCUUCUCCAAGCAGGGACUUCUUGCCAGCCCUUGGUAGCAUGAGGCCUCCCAUCAUCAUCCACCGAGCUGGCAAGAAGUAUGGCUUCACCCUGCGGGCCAUUCGCGUCUACAUGGGUGACUCCGAUGUCUACACCGUGCACCAUAUGGUGUGGCACGUGGAGGAUGGAGGUCCGGCCAGCGAGGCAGGGCUUCGUCAAGGUGACCUCAUCACCCAUGUCAAUGGGGAACCUGUGCAUGGCCUGGUGCACACGGAGGUGGUGGAGCUGAUCCUGAAGAGUGGAAACAAGGUGGCCAUUUCAACAACUCCCCUGGAGAACACAUCCAUUAAAGUGGGGCCAGCUCGGAAGGGCAGCUACAAGGCCAAGAUGGCCCGAAGGAGCAAGAGGAGCCGCGGCAAGGAUGGGCAAGAAAGCAGAAAAAGGAGCUCCCUGUUCCGCAAGAUCACCAAGCAAGCAUCCCUGCUCCACACCAGCCGCAGCCUUUCUUCCCUUAACCGCUCCUUGUCAUCAGGGGAGAGUGGGCCAGGCUCUCCCACACACAGCCACAGCCUUUCCCCCCGAUCUCCCACUCAAGGCUACCGGGUGACACCCGAUGCUGUGCAUUCAGUGGGAGGGAAUUCAUCACAGAGCAGCUCCCCCAGCUCCAGCGUGCCCAGUUCCCCAGCCGGCUCUGGGCACACACGGCCCAGCUCCCUCCACGGUCUGGCACCCAAGCUCCAACGCCAGUACCGCUCUCCACGGCGCAAGUCAGCAGGCAGCAUCCCACUGUCACCACUGGCCCACACCCCUUCUCCCCCACCCCCAACAGCUUCACCUCAGCGGUCCCCAUCGCCCCUGUCUGGCCAUGUAGCCCAGGCCUUUCCCACAAAGCUUCACUUGUCACCUCCCCUGGGCAGGCAACUCUCACGGCCCAAGAGUGCGGAGCCACCCCGUUCACCACUACUCAAGAGGGUGCAGUCGGCUGAGAAACUGGCAGCAGCACUUGCCGCUUCCGAGAAGAAGCUAGCCACUUCUCGCAAGCACAGCCUUGACCUGCCCCACUCUGAACUAAAGAAGGAACUGCCGCCCAGGGAAGUGAGCCCUCUGGAGGUAGUUGGAGCCAGGGGUGUGCUGUCUGGCAAGGGGGCCCUGCCAGGGAAGGGGAUGCUGCAGCCUGCUCCCUCACGGGCCCUAGGCACCCUCCGGCAGGACCGAGCCGAACGACGGGAGUCGCUGCAGAAGCAAGAAGCCAUUCGUGAGGUGGACUCCUCAGAGGACGACACCGAGGAAGGGCCUGAGAACAGCCAGGGUGCACAGGAGCUGAGCUUGGCACCUCACCCAGAAGUGAGCCAGAGUGUGGCCCCCAAAGGAGCAGGAGAUAGUGGGGAAGAGGAUCCUUUCCCGUCCAGAGACCCUGGGAGCCCGGGCCCAAUGGUCCCAAGCCUAUUGACAGGGAUCACACUGGGGCCUCCCAGAAUGGAAAGUCCUAGUGGUCUCCACAGGAGGCUCGGGAGCCCACAAGCCAUUGAGGAGGCUGCCAGCUCCUCCUCAGCAGGCCCCAACCUAGGUCAGUCUGGAGCCACAGACCCCAUCCCUCCUGAAGGUUGCUGGAAGGCCCAGCACCUCCACACCCAGGCACUAACAGCACUUUCUCCCAGCACUUCGGGACUCACCCCCACCAGCAGUUGCUCUCCUCCCAGCUCCACCUCUGGGAAGCUGGGCAUGUGGUCCUGGAAAUCCCUUAUUGAGGGCCCAGACAGGGCAUCCCCAAGCAGAAAGGCAACCAUGGCAGGUGGGCUAGCCAACCUCCAGGAUUUGGAAAACACAACUCCAGCCCACCCUAAGAACCUGUCUCCCAGGGAGCAGGGGAAGACACAGCCACCUAGUGCCCCCAGACUGGCCCACCCAUCUUAUGAGGAUCCCAGCCAGGGCUGGCUAUGGGAGUCUGAGUGUGCACAAGCAGUGAAAGAGGAUCCAGCCCUGAGCAUCACCCAAGUGCCUGAUGCCUCAGGUGACAGAAGGCAGGACGUUCCAUGCCGAGGCUGCCCCCUCACCCAGAAGUCUGAGCCCAGCCUCAGGAGGGGCCAAGAACCAGGGGGCCAUCAAAAGCAUCGGGAUUUGGCAUUGGUUCCAGAUGAGCUUUUAAAGCAAACAUAGCAGUUGUUUGCCAUUUCUUGCACUCAGACCUGUGUAAUAUAUGCUCCUGGAAACCA
Messenger RNA from Gorilla gorilla gorilla (western lowland gorilla), 5795 nucleotides. It is a transcript of the gene MAST2, whose product is annotated as microtubule associated serine/threonine kinase 2. NCBI's taxonomy places the organism in Eukaryota, Metazoa, Chordata, Mammalia, Primates, Hominidae. The record is from RefSeq and is a predicted model, not a curated record. Gene Ontology annotation, molecular function: protein serine/threonine kinase activity; microtubule binding; ATP binding. The coding region runs from base 322 to 5739 and encodes 1805 amino acids. Gene Ontology annotation, cellular component: microtubule cytoskeleton. The transcript has 30 exons. Gene Ontology annotation, biological process: intracellular signal transduction; peptidyl-serine phosphorylation; cytoskeleton organization.